AUGAAUUCUCCUCCACAUAAGAGUAGAAUUGACCGUCUCAUCGAACAAGAGAGUGAUAUAAUACGAUCGUUGCAGAACAGCGACAGUGAGACGUUGCAACUUGAUGAUGGUGGGUUGACUUCCCCACUGGGUAAGAAGUUGGAUCUGUUCAGCAGUGAUGAGCUAGAUGAGACUCUGCGGUACAUUCUGGAUAAGGAGCAUGGCGGGCAAGAGGAAGAUGUGGAUGACAAGUUUGUGUCUGCCGAACACGAGGAGAAGACAAGACGGUUCAUGGAGGAACAUGGUGGGUUGCUUACCUCUGAGGAGGUGAUACCGCCUGAGAAUUUCUCACAUGUCGUUGGGGAGAUCUACAGGUCGAGUUUCCCUCGGCCUGAAAACUUCGAUUUCUUGCACACUCGACUCAGGUUGAAAUCGAUCCUUGUGUUGAUCCCAGAGGAGUACCCACAGGAGAAUUUGGAUUUCUUAGAGGGUGCAAAGAUUAAGUUGUUCCAAGUCGGGAUGAGUGGGAACAAAGAACCCUUUGUGAACCUCCCGUCCAAUGUGCUGACGCGAGCGUUGGAGAUUGUCUUGAACCCAGAGAACCAACCUAUUCUCAUACAUUGUAACAGGGGUAAACACAGGACUGGGUGUCUGGUCGGGUGUAUACGAAGGUUACAGAACUGGUCACUGACAAUGAUCUUCGACGAGUAUCGGAGGUUUGCAUUCCCAAAGGCAAGAGCUCUAGACCAGCAGUUCAUAGAGAUGUACGACGAUGAGGAGAUAAAGAGCGUGGCCACCGGGAACAACUGGCUACCUUUGAAUUGGUAG
This is a messenger RNA of Huiozyma naganishii CBS 8797, 807 nucleotides long. It is a transcript of the gene SIW14, whose product is annotated as putative tyrosine protein phosphatase SIW14. Gene Ontology annotation, biological process: protein dephosphorylation. Gene Ontology annotation, molecular function: inositol diphosphate tetrakisphosphate diphosphatase activity; phosphatase activity. Lineage: Eukaryota; Fungi; Ascomycota; Saccharomycetes; Saccharomycetales; Saccharomycetaceae. The transcript has a single exon. Bases 1 to 807 code for a protein of 268 amino acids. The record is from RefSeq and is a predicted model, not a curated record. Gene Ontology annotation, cellular component: cytoplasm.